This is a messenger RNA of Triplophysa dalaica, 2041 nucleotides long. RefSeq names its product dual specificity phosphatase 1 (gene dusp1). Gene Ontology annotation, biological process: protein dephosphorylation; endoderm formation; negative regulation of p38MAPK cascade. Gene Ontology annotation, molecular function: MAP kinase tyrosine/serine/threonine phosphatase activity; protein tyrosine/threonine phosphatase activity. The coding region runs from base 151 to 1257 and encodes 368 amino acids. The transcript has 4 exons. The record is from RefSeq and is a predicted model, not a curated record. Lineage: Eukaryota; Metazoa; Chordata; Actinopteri; Cypriniformes; Nemacheilidae. Gene Ontology annotation, cellular component: cytoplasm; nucleus.
GCUUGCAGUCAGAAGAAGAACAAGAGGAAACAUUUGAGCGUACUUUCAUUCGGAACAAAAUAUUAAUAAUUAAACGGACUGUAACGGGAUCAAAGGAUAUAAGGAACUGCGCUGAACCGAGCCGCGAACAGCAGUAAAGUUCGUCACUUUAUGUGUUUAAAUAUUUCGUUCUCUACUAUGGUCAUUAUGGAAGUGUCCACCAUUGACUGCGCCUCGCUUCGGGAUCUGCUGGACGGAGACGAUCCGGGCUGUCUUAUUUUGGACUGUCGCUCUUUUUUCUCCUUCAACACGUCUCAUAUAUCGGGCUCCAGUAAUGUGCGCUUCAGUACGAUAGUGCGCCGGAGGGCCAGAGGGGGGCUGGGAUUGGAACACAUUGUGCCAAACGAGGACACGAGGAGCAGACUUUUGUCCGGGGAAUACCAGAGUGUCGUGUUCAUGGAUGACCGGAGUCCAGAUAUCAAAGAAGUGAAGAAAGAUGGGACUUUGACUCUUGCCGUGAACGCUUUGUGUCGCAAUCCGUGUGGAGCAAGCGUGUUCUUUCUUAAAGGUGGAUUUGACUCGUUUUCCUCCGAGUUUCCUGACAUGUGUACUAAGCCAGCUCCUCCACAAGACUUGAGUUUACCUCUGAGCUGUCAUCCCAACACUGCUGAGACCUCGUGUACGACCCCUCUGUAUGACCAGGGUGGCCCUGUAGAAAUCUUGCCCUUCCUGUAUUUAGGCAGCGCCUACCAUGCCUCCAGAAAAGACAUGCUGGACAUGAUGGGAAUCACGGCUCUUAUUAACGUCUCUUCCAACUGCCCCAACCACUUUGAAGACCACUUCCAGUACAAGAGUAUUCCUGUCGAGGACAACCACAAGGCCAAUAUCAGCUCCUGGUUCAACGAAGCCAUCGAAUUUAUCGAUUCGGUACGGAAUAAAGGUGGACGUGUCUUCGUUCACUGUCAAGCCGGGAUCUCGCGCUCCGCCACCAUCUGUUUGGCUUACUUGAUGCGCACGAACCGCGUGAGGCUCGAGGAGGCCUUCGAGUUUGUCAAACAGCGGCGCAGCAUCAUCUCGCCCAACUUCAGCUUCAUGGGGCAGCUCUUGCAGUUCGAAUCCCAGGUGCUGGCAUCGUCCACGUGCUCCUCGGAAGCCGGGAGCCCCGCCAUUGGCAAAGGCACCACAGUGUUCAACUUCCCAGUUUCCAUCCCUGUCCACUCAGCGGCUAGUCCUCUUUCCUUCCUGCAGAGUCCCAUCACUACCUCGCCGUCCUGCUGAGAUGAAGCUGUCAGUUUUAUUUAUGUGUGGACAAUAUGAUCCCCGGGGUGAUCUUUCCAGUAUUAGACUUUGGAACUUUUAGUUCCUUUGUUGCUAAAGUUAUUCCACACUUGCUCGCUAUGUUGGAGCACCAGCUCCAGUAGACAUUUUUAACAUGUGACGUUUUAACCCAGUGGUCCGUACUUGACUAAACCGAAGACUCGGGUGGGGGGGUUCAUUUCAAAGUGACUGAGUCUGUGAACGAGUCUUUAUGUUUGUGUGUUUUUAUUCUUAUUUUUUAAUGUUUGUGAGCGUCUGACCUUGUUAAAGUUGAUAAUCAGAAGUUAUUUGUUUUUAUUUGCUAGAAUUGAAAGAAUGUCUUUCAGGUUACUCGGGGAUUGUUUUGUUUUAAACGUUGAUGUCAUUAGACUUACAGGUGCUAAUCUUGACGAAUAUUCCUGGUUUCUUUUAUCUGUUUGAACAAUGAAUGUAGUGAACACAAGUCUGUGUUAGCUCUGCCUUAAGACAGUUGAAGUUUAAAUGAUCAUUCUCGAGCCUUUCACAAAGCAAUCCAUUUCAUCAAGACGUUUGUUCUUCUGUAAACAAACGAGGAAUACCUCAUGUGUCUGUACUGUUGUCAGUCCACUAAGAGUCCUCCCACAAGCACUACUAACAGGAGAGGCUUUUAUGGGAUUGUUUUUGAUAUGUGACUAUUUAUUGACUAAAGUAAUAUAUUUCUUAUGCUAUAUUUUUUCAUAUGUUUGUGAUACCUGAUGCCGACAAAUAAACUUCUUUUCAUACAUAA